Molecule: messenger RNA, 1588 nt
Organism: Pseudophryne corroboree (corroboree frog)
Lineage: Eukaryota; Metazoa; Chordata; Amphibia; Anura; Myobatrachidae
Gene: RFLNB
Product: refilin B
Exons: 3
Coding region: 242-865 (207 amino acids)
Biological process (GO): actin filament bundle organization; skeletal system morphogenesis; negative regulation of bone mineralization involved in bone maturation
Cellular component (GO): actin filament bundle
Molecular function (GO): filamin binding
Source: RefSeq, a predicted model, not a curated record
UUCCCUGGGUUCUGCUGCUGUUAGUCUGCCUCUCACAUCCUCCAGCAAGCAGCAGCCUUGGGGGCUCCAGUGUAAGCUGGCGUAUCUCUGCUAGGAUUGUCUUACUCACCUUCUCUCUCUGUAGUGAUUGUGUAAUAAUAGGGCAUAUUAUUGUAACUGCCCUGCUUCUACAGAACUGUGUACAGGACUUGGACGUGGCUAGCAGCAUUUUACAGGGGACAUAGCCGAGCACUAAGUAGCAAUGGUUGGGAGGCUAAACCUGCAGGAUGUCCCCGAUCUACUGGACAUGAAGAAGAAGGGUGAGAGGGUGCUGGACAGUCCGGAUUCCGGGCUCCCUCCGAGCCCCUGCCCCAGUAACUGGCUCCUGACUCCAGCAGCAGCUGAGAAAUCGCCUUAUCACGAUGUCCCCGGGCACACAGUGCAGGUGAGUACUUCACCCUCAUUAAGUUUGUCAAGCAGCUACACCCCACGACUGUGUCCUUUGUCAUUUGGAGAAGGUGUGGAGUUUGAUCCACUGCCACCAAAGGAGAUAAGGUAUACCUCGUCAGUGAAAUAUGACUCUGAGAAGCAUUUUAUCGACAACAUCUACAUGCCAGUGGGCCUGGGCGUCUCCUCAUGCAGCCAAACUGUGAUCUGCGUUCCUAACUGUACAUGGCGCAACUACAGAGCUGAAGUUUACUUUGAACCCAAGAACAAGGCCCAGAGAUUCACAAGCACCACCAUUGUUUAUCCUAAGCACACAAAAACAGUCUAUACCACCACACUGGAUUACAACUGCAAGAAAUGUAUGAGGCGUUUUCUGUCCAGUGUGGAGCUGGAGUCAGCUGAACACAUGGGCAGUGAGUACUUUAUGGAUGAGUACUGAUUGCUUGUGUCUCUACCUCUGUGCUUUAGAGGACUAUAAUGAAUAUGCAGCCUUUUGUCUCAAAAUACAGUGUGUGGAUUGGUAGACCCGCAAGAUCUUAGGUUCAAUGCAGGCAAGCCUAUGAUCUGCAAAUUGACUGGUGAUGGCACUUUCUGCCCAUACAACACUGUACCCAGUCAUAAAAUCAUUUGCUUUGGAUAUUUACAUGACUGUGAAAGUCUAUUCUCUGAACUCCAAAAGCCAACGGGUAUUUUACAAGCCACUAAAAUACGAUUUCACACGUCAUUUGCAUCAUACAAAGCAUAUUGGACGCAAAACUAAAAUUAGAAAGGAAAUAUUGUAAAGCAAGUCCAAAAUAACUUUAUAUUUUCAUAUGGACAAUAAUAGGGUCAGGACUUUUCCAGCUGCUGGCCCGUGUACCGGAUGUAGCUUUCCAUAUUCUCUGUUGCCUCUAUUGUAUGACCAACUUGCAUAUAUCUAUCACAUAUAUGCGGCCCUUUCAUAAAAAUCUGGACAGUUCAUUAUUAAAUAAUCCUGGUAUAUAUCAAAUGCCUUCAUUGACACCUUUUACAGACAUUUACUUCUGUGAUAAGAUAUCUUCGUAUGUUGGGUAACCAUGGCUAUUUUGAUGCCCAUCUUCUUUGUACAGAGAAUAAAGCACUUAGAUGGCUAGCUAAACAAUUUAAAAUGCAAUAAUCUAAUAUUAAAUUCUCUUAAUAUGUG